This is a messenger RNA of Podospora pseudocomata, 2317 nucleotides long. RefSeq lists its product as uncharacterized. The transcript is spliced from 3 exons. Bases 1189 to 1674 code for a protein of 161 amino acids. NCBI's taxonomy places the organism in Eukaryota, Fungi, Ascomycota, Sordariomycetes, Sordariales, Podosporaceae. The record is from RefSeq and is a predicted model, not a curated record.
CUUGUCGCCGAUCUGAAGAAAACCUGGGCCACCGUCUCGCUAGAAUGUGAGAGAUCUCGAUGAGCACGCCAUGAACAUCAUUCGGGACAUGCCAACCGAUCCCCACCUGAUAUCCCAGUCCGGAACCAAACAUACCGAAGCAGCAACACCUCCGUUCUUCGGCUUCGGCACCAACUCCAACAACAGAGAGGUUCUGUUCUGCUGGAGCCGGCCCGGAAUGAAGGCAUUGGGAAAUCUAUCGGCGAUGGAGCCGGCAAAAUAUUCAACCGAGACAUGAGAUGGACAAAGCUCCUUCCAAGCUUUUGCUGUCACGUGAGAAUGUCAAUGACGUUUUCUUUUGGAAUCGACCAUUCCGAACGCUAGCCGCAAUGCUCGACAUCCCUCAACCGUUGCUUGCUGACAGGCCCUCCCUAUUGCUCCGAUUAUUCCUGAAAAACUGUGCCGCACGCAGUGAAAAGGCUCACUCACAUCGUUACGUGCCGUCACUCCGUUACACUUAGAGGGAAAGAGGUCCGAGCUCCUGCGUCAAUCAGCCAGUCGGAAACGUCAAAUUGCACACCUGGACGGGCAGAUGCACAAGCCAGAAUGCGAUCAGAGUCCCCCCCUCUCUGUUCUCUGUUCACUGUGCUGUAUGCGACACUGGGCCAACUGCUCCGUUCCUUGAUACCCGUCACCGAUGGAGUGAUGCCUCAGGUUUCCAACUUCUCCAAAGCGGGAAGAGGCCACGCCCACCGUAGCUUUGAGAGAGGUGGGAGCUGGGGGCAAGCUUCCCCUCUCCUCCCCCGCCCACACCGCCCACCUCUGAGGCCCCCCCCCAAGUUGCUCUGCUCUGCUCUGCUCUGCUCUCCUCCCCAGCUGUGCGCGCGCGCAAAGCCUGGCUGGCUUCCCUCCCCCUCUCUGCUGCUCCCCCGCCCCUUUUCUGCUCUCCGUCCUUCCCACCUUGUAAUCCCGUCCUUGGCUGCUGGCAAAGAAAAGGUAGGUACGUACCGUUCACACCGGAGCUCCAGCCUUUGCCCGUCUACCACCCUCCUCCCCCCCCCCCCAACUCAGCCUUUCCUCUCUCAUUUUUCUCCUCCUUUUCCUUUCCCUCUCUCCCAUCCAAGCUUUCCCAUCAAAUCCAACUCUCCACGCCCGUGUUCUAUCCUUACACUCUUCAAUUGAUAUCUUACCACACGCCCUUCCAUCAAAAUGACCGGCCGCAAGAGAAAGCAAGAGGAGGAGGAGCUCGUAGCUCUGCCCAGUGAUGACGAGGAGGAGGAGGAGGAGUAUGUCUCUGACGAGGAUGACGAAGAAGCCGGCGAUAGUUCCGGAGAUGACGGAAGCUUCAACGAAGAGGAUGCCGAAGAUGACGAGGAGGGCGAAGAAGAAGACGAGGAAGCUGCCCCGGCUCCUCCCAAGAAGAAGAUAAAGACGGCAGCUACCGCCGAGGGUGAUGCGCCUCAGAAGAACGGCCACAUGAACGGUGUCGCCGAGGAUGACGAAGGAGAUGACCAAGAGGAGGAGGAUCAAGAGGGCGAGGAAGAAGGCGACGAUGAUGACGUCGAAGACGAGGAAGGUGCUGAGGAGGAUGAGCCCCCUAUCGCUUCCAAGGGCGUCAAGAAGGCUGCCGCACCGCCUGCCGCCGCCGAGGGCAGCGCUGCUGCUGUUGCCGCUGAUGGUGACGACAAGGACUAAUGGUGGUGAGACAUGGCUGUGGUGGUGUUGGCAAGUUCCUCGCGAUCCAUGAGCCCCCAUUGUGUGCGACCUCUCCUGCUCUGAAGGCGUUGGCGUUUGUGACCACUGAUUCGUGGCUGGCUGGAUGCAGGAGGAAGCGGCUGUCUUUUGUUUGCUUUGGUAUGCGUGCGCAAUAGGUACCGUCCUCGUCGAUCUCAGCUAGAUAUAUAUAUCCAUGUCAUGAACUGCUCCUGUUGUUGGCGUUUGCGCUAUACCGACUUGUAGUCAGCAGCAUGGGGUGUGAAUUGUAAUCGGUUGCUUACAUGCUUGCCCCUUCGUUGCUGAUUUGGUCCACGUAUGGACGGCGGCCGAAGGGGGGAAGCGCAGAUGGGGCGGUCUCUUCAAGGAAGAACAGAAUGGAUGAAAAGGGAAGAAAGCAGUGUCGUGUUUUACACCAACCUACCUAACAGCAGCCCCAGUCAUAUUGUCGAUUUGGCGAGGCCCACACCAUUGGCCUCGUGAUGCCCAAUCUUAGGCUGGGACAUGUAGUGCCACAUCGACAAUGGGGGCCGAGAUCCGCCAAGCUCUGGCCUAUUUUGGUGGCCAUCAGUUUGAUAGGCUUGUCGAGUAGGAGACCUUUUGAGAUAUUUGGUUUAACAGCGGC